Molecule: messenger RNA, 777 nt
Organism: Penicillium coprophilum
Lineage: Eukaryota; Fungi; Ascomycota; Eurotiomycetes; Eurotiales; Aspergillaceae
Product: putative G-patch domain protein
Exons: 1
Coding region: 1-777 (258 amino acids)
Molecular function (GO): nucleic acid binding
Source: RefSeq, a predicted model, not a curated record
AUGGCCUCUGAAGACGAGGACUACUUCCUCCCACCAGAGGGAGUACGCCCCUUCAGCUCCGGCGUCCGCCGCAAACGCGUGCAGUUCGUACCCUCCUCCAACCUAGACACAACAACAGCACCUGCACCAGCGCCCUCAUCCUCCGGUACCAGCAUUGCAGACAAAUACCUCUCUAUUGUAAUGAACCAGUCGGCCCCAAAUACAUCACCAAGCACACCUACCCAGCGCGUACCGUCACCACCAAUCCGCACACAAUCCGCACCGCCAAUCCAAGACACAAUUCCGCCUCCACCCUCAGCGGCGACUACGCCCGCGGCCCCGGAAUACUGCGACGUGUGCAAUCUACCUCUCCCACCACAAUCUUCGGCGGAUGCAACAGACCUAAAACACCGUCCGCAUGAAGCAUCCCUCGCACAUCAAAUCUGUCUCGCUCACUCCCAUCCACCGUCACAUCUCGACCGCACGCGCCCAGGUCUCCGAUACCUCUCUACCUACGGCUGGGAUCCUGACAGUAGGCUUGGGCUCGGUGCGUCUGGCCGUGAGGGUAUCCGUGAGCCUAUUAGACCUCGUGCCAGGCCUGGUACUGCUGGACUGGGGGCUGGACUUGAUGAAGAUGGAGAUCCGUUGCCGCCACGCCCACCGCCAGUGAAGGUGCAGAAGCUUAAUUCCAAGGAAGUACGGAAGAAGGCCGCGGAGGAUAGGAGGAGGGCGGAGAGAAUCAGGAAGGCUUUUUAUCAGAAUGAUGAGGUUUUGAAGUAUCUUGGGGAAGGUGUUUAG